ACUCCAUCACCAUAGACCCUCACACAACUAAUCUCCCCUCCAACUCAAAUCAAAAUACAAAACCCCACUAUAAGCUAAUUUAAAAAUGGUAUCAUGGAAUUAGAUACAUAAAAUUUCAAAAUCCUCCCCCCCCCCCAACAACACCCCAACGGUUCGCCGGUUCCGGGAUUCAAGAUGAUUGGAUCUUUUCUCACCAGAGGGCUUGUGAUGGUUUUUGGUUAUGCUUAUCCUGCUUAUGAGUGUUUUAAGACUGUAGAAAUGAAUAAACCUGAUAUUCAGGAACUUCGCUUUUGGUGCCAGUAUUGGAUCUUAGUUGCUCUAUUGACAGUUUGUGAAAGGUUUGGUGAUGCUUUUGUUUCAUGGGUUCCUAUGUAUAGUGAAGCUAAGUUGGCAUUCAUCAUAUAUUUGUGGUGCCCCAAAACUAAGGGAACAACAUAUGUCUAUGAUUCCUUCUUUAAACCGGUAGUUUUAAAGCAUGAACCUGAGAUUGAUCGUAAUUUGUUGGAGUUGAGGACAAGAGCUGGAGAUAUGGCAUUUCUGUAUUGGCAGAAUGCUGCUAGCUAUGUGCAGACUAGGAUUUUUGAUAUAUUGCAAUUUGUUGCUUCUCAGUCAACUCCUCGCCCAACUCAGCCGCAAAAGCAAAACAGUAAAGGUCGCCAACACACAGUAACACCACCAAAACGCAGACCAGUUGCCCCAGCAGCAAAGGUACAGACUGAAAAACAAGCAUCUCCUGCUUCUACUGAAUCUUCAAGUGAAAAUGAAGCAGACACAACAAAAAAGGUGAGAGCUUCACAACCGCCUCCAGUGGCUGCCCCUGCUGCUGCUGCUUCCUCCUUAAAUGCACAAAAAACAACUCCAACUGAAGCCCUCACUCAAACCACCAAAGCUUCUUCGAGUUCAAGCGAAACUCAAGUGAUGCAGAUUGAUCGAGUGCCUUCAUUAGACAAUCAAAGUGCAAAACCUCCCGUUGAUACAGUCAUGGAGGAACCAGUUCGAGUAACACGUGCCAGAUCAAGGAGGACACGGGCUGCACCCAGUCCUUGACUUAGCUUGUUGCAAUCCGGUGCUUAUGCAUGUUAGUUUGAAGCGUCUGUUUAGAUGGUGGGGUAAAAGGAUGGAUUAUAGAAUGUUGAGCUCAAUGUACAUUUCAUAUCUUCUUUCAUUCAUUACUGAAGUUGUCCAUGAUUUUUUUAGCAUGGAUUGAGAAAUGAGGGGGUUGAGUGAGGAGGGCCAACGGACACAAUUACCUUUCAUGAUGGACUAUCAAAAAUCCAAAUUUAAGUACUUGUAAGGUGCUUAGUGAUUUGAGAUGUUAAUUCAUAGUUCAUUUUGUGGGGAACUACCAUUUAGCUGUUCUUACUCUGACAAUGACCUUGAACCAAUGAAACUUUGAGCUUCUUAGAGAGUAA
Messenger RNA from Lycium ferocissimum, 1412 nucleotides. Its product is annotated as putative HVA22-like protein g. Bases 175 to 1047 code for a protein of 290 amino acids. The record is from RefSeq and is a predicted model, not a curated record. The transcript has 7 exons. NCBI's taxonomy places the organism in Eukaryota, Viridiplantae, Streptophyta, Magnoliopsida, Solanales, Solanaceae.